Molecule: messenger RNA, 1920 nt
Organism: Rhinopithecus roxellana (golden snub-nosed monkey)
Lineage: Eukaryota; Metazoa; Chordata; Mammalia; Primates; Cercopithecidae
Gene: BBS5
Product: Bardet-Biedl syndrome 5
Exons: 11
Coding region: 359-1336 (325 amino acids)
Biological process (GO): intracellular transport; cilium assembly
Cellular component (GO): BBSome; ciliary basal body
Molecular function (GO): phosphatidylinositol-3-phosphate binding
Source: RefSeq, a predicted model, not a curated record
UGAGACUUUCUUCUGAUCUGCUCUGGGGUGGCAUGUAGGCAGCAGGCCCUGUUAUAAGCCUUUCUUCUCUGAGGGUGGUUCCCCUCAGAGACCUUAUUUUAAAUGCGUGAACUUUUGGUACAGUGUUAUUUAUGCUGCUGGCUCUUUUAUGUACAUAUGUCUCGAACUCCUGACAUCAAGUGAUCCACCUACUUCAGCCUCCCAAAGUGCUGAGAUUACAGGCAUGAGCCACUGCUCCCGGCUAAUGUACAUAUGUCUCUUAAUAGAGACAUGUUAGAUAGUAAAUAUGUCCCUAAUAGAUGGUAAGCAGGUAUAGUGGUAGGUAUAAAAUUCAGACCUUUAUAUUCAUUUUAGGCAAAUGAAAACAAGACCUGGAGAUUUUAUUGAUUGUUUAGAUUCAGUUGAAGACACCAAAGGAAAUAAUGGAGAUAGAGGUAGACUCUUGGUAACAAAUUUAAGAAUUCUCUGGCACUCUUUGGCAUUAUCAAGAGUCAAUGUUUCUGUCGGUUACAAUUGCAUAUUGAAUAUUACAACAAGGACUGCUAACUCUAAAUUACGAGGCCAAACUGAAGCUCUUUAUAUACUAACAAAAUGUAACAGUACUCGUUUUGAAUUUAUAUUUACAAAUUUGGUUCCUGGAAGCCCUAGACUUUUUACUUCUGUGAUGGCAGUACACAGAGCGUAUGAAACUUCUAAAAUGUAUCGUGAUUUUAAAUUAAGAAGUGCACUAAUUCAGAACAAGCAACUAAGACUGUUACCACAAGAACAUGUAUAUGAUAAAAUAAAUGGAGUAUGGAAUUUAUCCAGUGAUCAGGGCAAUUUAGGAACCUUUUUUAUUACCAAUGUGAGAAUUGUAUGGCAUGCAAAUAUGAAUGACAGUUUUAAUGUCAGUAUACCAUAUCUGCAAAUUCGUUCAAUAAAGAUUAGAGAUUCAAAAUUUGGUUUAGCUCUUGUCAUAGAAAGCUCUCAGCAGAGUGGUGGAUAUGUUCUUGGCUUUAAAAUAGAUCCUGUGGAAAAACUACAAGAAUCAGUUAAGGAAAUCAAUUCACUUCACAAAGUCUAUUCUGCCAGUCCCAUAUUUGGAGUUGAUUAUGAGAUGGAAGAAAAGCCCCAGCCACUUGAAGCUCUGACAGUCGAACAAAUUCAAGAUGAUGUAGAAAUAGACUCUGAUGAUCACACGGAUGCUUUUGUGGUGAGCAUCACAAAGGAGAGCAUUAAAUUUCUCAAGGAUUUUAUCUCGGUCUUGUUUAAUAAAAUAAUAGUGCUUAUUUUGCUGAUGGCAAUAAGCAACAAGAUCGUGAACCAGUAUUUUCAGAAGAACUGGGGCUUGCAAUAGAGAAAUUGAAGGAUGGAUUCACCCUACAGGGACUUUGGGAAGUAAUGAGUUGAUUGAUCUUGAGUUGAGAUGGAUUUCUAUUAAAGAUAUCUCUAGUUUAAAGAUACUAGUCACCUGCCAUAAGUCAUGGAAUAGUUUUUAUAUUUACAACUUUUAUAUUUAAAACUUGUAAGAGUUUUUUUAAUGAUUGGGGAAAAAGUCAUUUGGAAAACUUCAGUUUUCUAAAAAUUAUAUUUAAAAUUGUCAUCAAAAUGUACCUAGUUUAUAAAUGUUUAUUUUGUACUUAAUACCUGUAAAGUCUUAGUUUUCAGAUAUUAAGUGACUGUAUCAUGUUCAGUUUAAUAAAGAAUUUAUGCAGCACCAUUUAACGUUUUGAAAGUAUUAUUUAAAAGAAAAAGACUAUUCUUAUGGAAUAAUCAAAAUUCUGCUUUCUUAAUUGUAAAAAUCUGGUUUAAAUAUCCCAUGGCUCCUGGCCAGGCGUGGUGGCUUAUGCCUAUAAUCUCAACACUUUGGGAAGCCGAGGCAGGCAGAUCACUUGAGGUCAGAAGUUUGAGACUAGCCUGGCCAACAUGGUGAGACCUGUC